Pseudocercospora fijiensis CIRAD86 is the source of this 1100-nucleotide messenger RNA. RefSeq lists its product as uncharacterized. Bases 1 to 978 code for a protein of 325 amino acids. Gene Ontology annotation, molecular function: transmembrane transporter activity. NCBI's taxonomy places the organism in Eukaryota, Fungi, Ascomycota, Dothideomycetes, Mycosphaerellales, Mycosphaerellaceae. Gene Ontology annotation, biological process: transmembrane transport. The transcript has 4 exons. The record is from RefSeq and is a predicted model, not a curated record.
AUGGACAUCUCGUGCAGAGAAGGCGAUGUUCCGGGCACAGUCGAUUUAAGAGCGGCCGAAGGCGACGACACCGCCUUCGGGCAGGCUUGGUUCCCAGUGCCCGCCGAGGACCCUGAUGAUCCACUGCAAUGGCCGACAUGGACGAAGACUUCUAUAUUGGUCAUCUGCUCGCUCUACUCGUUCUUCUCCAUCACAGCUUUGCUCGGCCCUUCCUUCAGUCUACAUUGCCAUGCCAUCUAUGCGGAGCAAUUUGGAAUCACACCAACGAAGCCCUCCGGGCUGGUCUCGUACCCCAAUUUCCUAUAUGGAGUUGGCACUCUGGUUACAGUGCCUAUGUAUCUGAAAUUUGGGAGAAGACUAGUAAUACUGUUGAGCCUGGUCGUAUACCUUGCUGGAUUGAUCGGAUGCAGCCGAGCAAACGGGCUGAUGACUGCUCGAUUGAUCCAUACUCUGUCGAGUGGGGUGUGCGAAGUCCUGCCUGUGCAGCUGGUCAACGACAUCUUCUUCCGGCCCUUAUACGCAGGCUACAUGCUUGCUGGUGGCGAAUCCUGGAGACUGUACUUCUACGUCGAAAUCGCGUUCGCUGCCGUGGUGCUCAUCCUGGCGUUCCUGUUCGUCGAAGAGACCUACCUUCUACAAGACGAGACGCUCCGCUCACGCACAUGCCUUCAUCUCUUCUUCACUGGCACCCUCGCGUAUGCGGUCGACUCAUACAACGCGAACGUCCCCGAGAUGCUCAUAGCCAUGUGCGUGGGCAAACAGUUGAUAUCUUUUGGGUUCGGAGAGAAGGUCUUGGAUUGGGUGGCACGGGAUGGGUAUGCCGUAAUCAUAGCCGGGGCGUUUUGUGGUGUCUUGUUUGCCAACAACCUGUGCGUCUUCAUUUUCAUGUUCUUUGGCAAGCGCAUCAGGCGUUUCUAUGCCGGGACUUGGCUUGCUAGGUUUCAUAAGGACACGAUCAGGGAGAUCAUGGCGCAUUGAUCUGCCAAGAGAGCGGUUUCUGGCAUGAGUGGUGCUUCUCGAUACGAGCGGAUAUGCCACGUAAACGGAUGUUGGGUGGCCUCACGGACUGGUUGGUGUCGAUAAUGCCACAAUUACUGCUC